This is a messenger RNA of Balaenoptera ricei (Rice's whale), 3407 nucleotides long. Its product is annotated as chloride intracellular channel protein 6. The record is from RefSeq and is a predicted model, not a curated record. The coding region runs from base 14 to 1396 and encodes 460 amino acids. Gene Ontology annotation, molecular function: D4 dopamine receptor binding; D2 dopamine receptor binding; D3 dopamine receptor binding. Gene Ontology annotation, cellular component: plasma membrane. NCBI's taxonomy places the organism in Eukaryota, Metazoa, Chordata, Mammalia, Artiodactyla, Balaenopteridae. The transcript has 6 exons.
GGCGGGGGACAGCAUGGUCCCCGAGGGACCGGCGGGGGUCCGCGUGGACGCCGAGGAGCCGAGGGGGGUCAGCACAGUCGCCGAGGGGCCGGCGGGGGUCCGCGUGGACGCCGAGGAGCUGACGGGGGUCAGCACGGUCGCCGAGGGGCCGGCGGGGGACAGCACGGAUGUCGGGGCGCCGGCGGGAGGGGCGUCCAGGGCCGAAGGUGAGCCCCGGGACGGAGGGGACGGCAGCCCCGAGGCCCAGGCCGAGGCGACUGAGGCCGCAGCGGCGGAGAGCGCGGAGUGCAGCCCCGGGGAGCUUGCGGGGGAGCCUCGGGGUGCAGCGGCGGGCGCCGCGGAAGAGACAGGGGACAGGGAGGGAGAGGACUCGGAGGAAGCGGCCCCCGGGGGCGCGAGGGCAGAGGCUGGCGAGUACGCGGACCAGGGUGGGCCCCUGGGGCAGAAAGAGGAGGCAGAGGAGGAGAGGCGAGAGCGGGGUCCGGAGGGGCCAGGCGAGGAGGAGCCCCCCGACGGCAGCGCGGAUGGGGAGGCGGCCCCGCCGACGGAGGCCCGGGAGCCCGAGGCCGAGCUGAGCAACCACCUGGCGGAGGGGGGCAGCACCGAGCGCGGCGACGAGACCGCGCCGGUGAACGGCGGCCAGGAGGACGGCGAGGCGUCCGAGGAGGGGGCCUCGGGGCAGGAGCACGACAUCACCCUCUUCGUGAAGGCUGGUUGUGAUGGUGAGAGUAUUGGAAAUUGCCCAUUUUCUCAGCGUCUCUUUAUGAUUCUCUGGCUAAAGGGCGUUAUAUUUAAUGUGACAACGGUGGACUUGAAAAGGAAACCCGCGGACCUGCAGAACCUGGCUCCCGGCACCAACCCGCCUUUCAUGACUUUUGAUGGUGAGGUCAAGACGGAUGUGAAUAAGAUCGAGGAGUUCCUAGAGGAGAAGUUAGCCCCCCCAAGGUACCCUAAGCUGGGGACCCAACACGCUGAAUCUAACUCUGCUGGAAAUGAUGUGUUUGCCAAGUUCUCAGCAUUUAUAAAAAACACCAAGAAAGAUGCAAAUGAGAUUUAUGAAAGGAACCUCUUAAAGGCCCUGAAGAAGCUGGAUAAUUAUCUAAAUAGUCCUCUGCCUGAUGAAAUAGAUGCCUACAGCACCGAGGAAGUUACGGUUUCUGGAAGGAAGUUCCUGGAUGGGGAUGAACUCACGCUAGCCGACUGUAACCUCUUACCCAAGCUCCACAUUAUUAAGAUCGUGGCCAAGAGAUACAGAGAUUUUGAAUUUCCUUCUGAAAUGACUGGCAUCUGGAGAUACUUGAACAAUGCGUAUGCUAGGGAUGAGUUCAUAAACACGUGUCCAGCCAACCAGGAGAUAGAACACGCAUAUUCGGAUGUUGCAAAAAGGAUGAAGUGAAGUCGGGGUGUUUUCUGUCUCAUCUCAGUCGUAUGAGCUAGACUAUGAAAAGAGUGUGUCCUUUGUGUUUCCCUCCCAAUAACCAUCCUUUGCAAAAUAAUGCCUAUAUUUUAACAGUGCACAGGCCAUAGCGUGAUCCACUCAACACCAAAUGAUACAUAGUCUUGUAAUUUGUCAACUCACUUGUGUAUCUGAAUAAUACCAGUAUCUGUUGUUAUACACACCAAUUAUCCAGUUUAUAUUCAUUUAUGUCUUUAACAUUCUGGGACCUGCAACACAUGCCCUAAAUAUCUGUAAUCCACAAUAUUUAGGGCACGUGUUUUGCAGUUUAAGUUUCAAAGCAAAUAAGGUUCGGUUCAAUUCCGCCUUUAUUUAAAAAAUUGUAUCUGUCUCUGAUAGUUUUUAAUCAUGCAUAGCCUAUUUUUUUCUGCUCUAAAAUAGUAGUUUAAUUUUUUUCGGAACAAAAAUUCUCUUUUUAUAAUUACAAAUUACACGCUUAUUUUAAUACUUUAAAACAAUGUCAGAGGGCAUAAAGAAGAAAGAAAAAAAUCACCUAAACUUUCACUACACUUAGAUAACUGCUGAUAACUUAUUGGUGAACAUCUUCCAAAUCCUCAGACUCUCUCUUUCUCACACACACAUUCACACCGCACAUAAUUUCAUGCCUCUGUGGUAUUGUGUUAGUUUAUUUUCAAGGACUGGUGAGGGGACCCCUUGGUAAUGCCUUGAUGGUCAGCCAUAGAGGACCUAAAACAACAGAUUCAGCAACGCAGAGCUCAAGAGGGCGCUUGUGGCCAAGUUUCACAGGGAUGGAGAACUGUAGGGUCACAGACCCACAGGGACUUGCAGGGACAAGCGGGGACCGGAAGCCGUGGAGGGUCCCCACCUGCCUUGUUCCUGCCUCCGUGAUGCCACUGCCCCUGGUUCCAAGGAGGGCGUGGAGGAGGGUGCCUGUCUGUGUCCCUUCCCAGCUCCCUUUCGGGGGCCUUCUCUUGCUCCCCUCCUCUCACAGAGACCAUGCCUUCAGGAGGACUCCUGACAUCAGCUGUGUGUUGCAGAAUCUCCCUGCCCUGUGUUGAAAUGUGGACCAAGCACACCUUGAUCCCUUCUGAUGGCCGCUCUCUCCAAGACAUAACACUGCGCCUCUUCGGCCAUGAUGCCGUGUAGGGCUAGCCCGGAUCUUGUUGCUUCUCUGCUCUCUCUAGUGUCAUUUCGAGGUCAAGCAAGGAAAAUCCAGAGAGAUUAGAUUCAUGGUGACUCCUCUUGGGCAGUUCUGGCAAAUAGUCAUGCUAGGGAGGGAGUGGAAACUACUGAGUCAAAAGAGUUUCUGGUUCAUCUGUGACUUCCCCUGCCCCAUCCGUGAGCCAGCCCCUCAGGCGCAGCUCCCUGUGGGCUGGGGCCCAGCUCCUAAUCAAGCCUUGGAGGACAGAAUGGGAGGCUGUUUCCAUACUCAUCAAGACUCACUGGGUUUGAGUGUUAUCUGCCAGGCUGUGUCCCUUUGACAUUUGUACACACCUUCCAGAAGACCUGCUUGUCCAGUUGGUGACAGCAUGUGGUUGAUGUUAAAUGCUCGUUAGAAAAAAUAUACAUACACCUGCUCACCGGGUGAUUCAUUUGGAAGAGAGGAAAAUGCAUUAACAGUAACCCUUCUGGGAUUUAGUGAAAGAUGUCUAGUAAGAGAAACAAAGUCUUUGAGAUGGUGGCCACUUUCUCUCCCCUCUUGCUGGAUGCUACGGUUUUACCAGGGGCGGCCGACCCCAGCCCUCCACUUGCUUUGUUAGCCAUGUAUUUUUGGAGGUUGUGUCUAGCAUGUGCCGCCAUGAUUCCUGUUUCACAUCUGUUUAGGAGUCAGAUUAUUAAGAUGAGUUUUACCAUGUUACAUUUAAACUUCGUAAAUGAAUUGACUACCCGAUGUUACUAGUGCAAACUUUGUAUUUUUAGAGGUUAAAGUGAUCUACAUAAACUCCGUGAUGCCUUAACAAUUAAAUGAAUUAUAAAAAUGUUUACAUGG